CGCAAAGCAGGUCUCCAGCCCCCGCGGUUUUCCGCUAGCGUCUCACUGUCACCAUAGCGACUGGGCCUCUGGACGGAAGAUCCUGGCUGCCUUGUCAACAUCUUUGAGCAUCGGCAGCACCAGAGGCCGGGGUAGGAAACUAUGUAAAAGAAUUGUCUGAUGUCAUAAUUUCUUGGUGUCACUGGAACACUUCAUCAUCAUUCCUUUGGCAAUUCCAGUCUUUUAUGGAAGGUCAGUAGAAGCAGUUGACUUACUCACCUCUACAGGAAUCAGACGCAGCCUAUUUUGGUUUUUUGUGAAUUAUGCCUUUACGGUUUGGGACCCAGCCAAGGAGGUUUCCAGUUGAAGGAGGAGAUUCUUCGAUUGGACUGGAGACUGGAGUGAGCGCCAGUGCUGCCUGUAACGGGAAAGAGAUGUCACCAACUAGGCAACUCCGAAGAUGCCCUGGAAGUCAUUGCCUGACAAUAACUGAUGUUCCCAUUACUGUCUAUGCAACAAUGAGAAAGCCACCCGCACAAAGCAGCAAGGAAAUGCAUCCUAAAUAG
Molecule: messenger RNA, 545 nt
Organism: Sorex araneus (European shrew)
Lineage: Eukaryota; Metazoa; Chordata; Mammalia; Eulipotyphla; Soricidae
Gene: FAM229B
Product: family with sequence similarity 229 member B
Exons: 4
Coding region: 303-545 (80 amino acids)
Source: RefSeq, a predicted model, not a curated record